Messenger RNA from Physeter macrocephalus (sperm whale), 2453 nucleotides. RefSeq names its product FMR1 autosomal homolog 1 (gene FXR1). Gene Ontology annotation, molecular function: mRNA 3'-UTR binding; translation regulator activity; protein homodimerization activity. The transcript has 17 exons. Lineage: Eukaryota; Metazoa; Chordata; Mammalia; Artiodactyla; Physeteridae. Bases 149 to 2182 code for a protein of 677 amino acids. Gene Ontology annotation, cellular component: dendritic spine; dendritic spine neck; nucleus. Gene Ontology annotation, biological process: regulation of mRNA stability; negative regulation of translation; regulation of alternative mRNA splicing, via spliceosome. The record is from RefSeq and is a predicted model, not a curated record.
GUGAGACCCCAGGGGUGUGGGGCGGGGGAUCCCAGUCCCCACCCCGUUUUCCCCGUCCCUCCCCCUGCCUCCUUCACGCCCCUCCCCCUCCUCCUCUCUGGUUGGAAAGUUUCUAGAAUCUCUUCCCAGCGGCCUUUGCGGUUCCAACAUGGCGGAGCUGACGGUGGAGGUUCGCGGCUCCAACGGGGCUUUCUACAAGGGAUUUAUCAAAGAUGUUCAUGAAGACUCCCUCACAGUUGUUUUUGAGAACAAUUGGCAACCGGAACGCCAGGUUCCAUUUAAUGAAGUUAGAUUACCACCACCACCUGAUAUAAAAAAAGAAAUUAGUGAAGGAGAUGAAGUAGAGGUGUAUUCAAGAGCAAACGAUCAAGAGCCAUGUGGAUGGUGGUUGGCUAAAGUUCGAAUGAUGAAAGGAGAAUUUUAUGUCAUUGAAUAUGCUGCUUGUGAUGCCACUUACAAUGAAAUAGUCACGUUUGAACGACUUCGGCCUGUCAAUCAAAAUAAAACUGUCAAAAAAAAUACCUUCUUUAAAUGCACAGUGGAUGUUCCUGAGGAUUUGAGAGAGGCGUGUGCUAAUGAAAAUGCACAUAAAGAUUUUAAGAAAGCAGUAGGAGCAUGCAGAAUUUUUUACCAUCCAGAAACCACACAGCUAAUGAUACUGUCUGCCAGUGAAGCAACUGUGAAGAGAGUAAAUAUUUUGAGUGACAUGCAUUUGAGAAGUAUUCGUACGAAGUUGAUGCUUAUGUCCAGAAAUGAAGAGGCCACUAAGCAUUUAGAAUGCACAAAACAACUUGCAGCAGCUUUUCAUGAGGAAUUUGUUGUGAGAGAAGAUUUGAUGGGCCUGGCAAUAGGAACACAUGGUAGUAACAUACAGCAAGCUAGAAAGGUUCCUGGAGUUACAGCUAUUGAGCUAGAUGAAGAUACUGGAACAUUUAGAAUCUACGGCGAGAGUGCUGAUGCUGUAAAAAAGGCUAGAGGUUUUUUGGAAUUUGUGGAGGAUUUUAUUCAGGUUCCUAGGAAUCUUGUUGGAAAAGUAAUUGGGAAGAAUGGCAAAGUUAUUCAAGAAAUAGUAGACAAAUCUGGUGUGGUUCGGGUGAGAAUUGAAGGAGACAAUGAAAAUAAACUACCUAGAGAAGAUGGGAUGGUUCCAUUUGUAUUUGUUGGCACUAAAGAAAGCAUUGGAAAUGUGCAAGUUCUUUUAGAGUAUCAUAUUGCUUAUCUAAAGGAAGUAGAACAGCUAAGAAUGGAACGCCUGCAGAUUGAUGAACAGCUACGACAGAUUGGUAUGGGUUUCAGACCUUCUUCCACCAGAGGGCCUGAAAAAGAGAAAGGAUAUGCCACUGAUGAAAGUACCGUCUCUUCUGUACAAGGUUCUAGGUCUUAUAGUGGAAGAGGCAGAGGUCGUCGGGGCCCUAAUUACACCUCCGGUUAUGGUACAAACUCUGAGCUGUCUAACCCAUCUGAAACUGAAUCUGAGCGUAAAGACGAGCUGAGUGAUUGGUCAUUGGCGGGAGAAGAUGAUCGAGAGAGCAGGCAUCAGCGUGACAGCAGGAGACGCCCAGGAGGAAGAGGCAGAAGUGUUUCAGGGGGUCGAGGUCGUGGUGGACCACGUGGUGGCAAAUCUUCCAUCAGUUCUGUGCUCAAAGAUCCAGACAGCAAUCCAUACAGCUUACUUGAUAAUACAGAAUCAGAUCAGACUGCAGACACUGAUGCCAGCGAAUCUCAUCACAGUACUAACCGUCGUAGGCGGUCUCGUAGACGAAGGACUGAUGAAGAUGCUGUUCUGAUGGAUGGGAUGACUGAAUCUGAUACAGCUUCAGUUAAUGAAAAUGGGCUAGAUGAUAGUGAAAAAAAACCCCAGCGACGCAAUCGUAGCCGCAGGCGUCGUUUCAGGGGUCAGGCAGAAGAUAGACAGCCAGUCACAGUUGCAGAUUAUAUUUCUAGAGCUGAGUCUCAGAGCAGACAAAGAAACCUCCCAAGGGAAACUUUGGCUAAAAACAAGAAAGAAAUGGCAAAAGAUGUGAUUGAAGAGCAUGGUCCUUCAGAAAAGGCAAUAAAUGGCCCAACUAGUGCUUCUGGCGAUGAAAUUUCUAAGCUACAGCGUACUCCAGGAGAAGAAAAGAUUAAUACCUUAAAAGAAGAAAAUACUCAAGAAGCAGCAGUCCUGAAUGGUGUUUCAUAAACUGAAGAAGUUCCUAGUUUACAGUUCUUUUACAUUACAUUUUACAAUAGUGCUUGUACAAGCUUGCCAAAGAUAGAAUAUGGAUCGCCAGUCUUUACAUCGCACUUUCAGUUCCUCCAUUUGGAAUUCAGAAAGGGGAGGGAUCCUGAAGAAAUCAUAUGUUAAACAUACUUUGACACCUACUGUGUUAUAAAAUAUAUCAUCAGAUGUGCCUUGAGAAUAGUAUAUGUAACAUUAAAAAAAGUUGCUGGCUAUAGGAAAUGUUAUUUUG